Hibiscus syriacus is the source of this 1460-nucleotide messenger RNA. RefSeq lists its product as uncharacterized. NCBI's taxonomy places the organism in Eukaryota, Viridiplantae, Streptophyta, Magnoliopsida, Malvales, Malvaceae. Bases 203 to 1270 code for a protein of 355 amino acids. The record is from RefSeq and is a predicted model, not a curated record. The transcript has 11 exons.
UCGCCGCCUUGCUUUCAAUACUUAAUUCAGUAAUUGGUCCAAAAACGGCUACUGCCUUCAAUUAUUGAAGAAAAUACCAGAUACGAAAAACCUCUUUCCAGUUUCUUCGUUGUUCUUCCAUUGGAUCGAAUUCAAAUACCUCUCUCUCGGAUGAUAGAUUUUAGUUUUCUUCUUAUCCUGUUGAGAUCUUAACAUUAGAAUAAUGCAGCAAAAGGAAGCUUCUUCAAGGUCUCAAAGCUCCGCUUAUCUCAACGCGCUCUCCCUAGAAAUUGAGAAAAAGCUUCUGCGGGCAUUAGCGUCUCCAUCUCAGAGACGCAACUUAUUACAAGAACUAUUCGCCGAUAUAGCCUUGGAAGUCGAUGAUCGAGCCAAAGAUAUAAUUCUAAGUAGAGAAGAAGAUGCAAUAUCUCCUGCUGGUCGAUUAUGCUUUUACGAUGUCCUUGCGGAUUAUUAUACUAGAGUGCCUGAGAGCAGAAAGCCAAUCCUUGAUUUGAUUAUGCAACUAUGGAGCCAGUCAUUUGCAUCUCACAUUUUCGCCCUUUUAUUCCAUAAAUGGUUAUUUGAAGUUCAACUGGAUAAUCCAGACGUACAACUACGUUAUUCCUCCGCGCUUGUUCAGGGUGCAACAAAUGUUUUCUGGAUGGAUAUACAAGCCAAUACUAGGUGUUUCCAAUCUCUCUUUCAGUACCUCCUUGAUGAAGUUGCAUUGGAGUCAACACGGUUAAAUAAAAUUCCAGUACAGGCCCAGCGAGAUCUAUACCUUUUACUUUCAAGGUUCAUAUUCUUUUACAACUCAGUCGACAAAAUUGAAAGCUUUGUUAAGCAAUGUCCUGCUUUUCCAAAUGCUUUCCUGGUUGGUGGACCAGCUGAUAUACUUGUUAUUGAACUAACUGACCAGCUUCAAAAAUUAAAGGUGGAGCCAGUCCUAUUGCAUUAUCUUUCGCAGAUUAAGGUUCUCCGAGGCAUGGAACUGAGAAUGGCUACGAGUACAAGGCUGAAAACCUGUCUGUAUAGCUUUACUUCACCUGGUGGUCCGAUGUAUCCUACAAGGGCUGUCCGUCAUGCAGCUUGGGAUGCUUUAGAUUUCCUUUUUCCCGUAGGACGUUACCCUCGACAUCUAAUAAGUUUGUUCUUUAGACUGUUAUAUCCCUGGUAUUGGCCGUCAUCUUGUUGGAACUUUAUAGUGUCUUGCGUAAAGGCUGUUUUCUAUUCUUUGUUGGGAUUGAUCUAUUCUAGGUGGGGGAAACCUAGAGAGCAUAAGUCGGCUUAAUACAUUUUCAAAUAUGGGUUCAGUACUUUGCGCAAAACUUUAGGUUGUAUGAUUACAUGUGUUAAGUAUAGGUUUCUCUUAAUUCUAUUUUUCUUAAUUUUCUUUCUUUGCCCCUUUUAGACAAGGGGCAAGAGUCCUGGUCCUCAUGUAUUUUUUGUUGUUGCAAUGACUACAUAUGCUUUUAGAUUGG